UAGUGGUGACACAGUGCGCGCAAUUUUUACUAUUAUUUACAAUGGGCAAGAGGAAAAGGUCUUACCGCAAUCUUAAGCGAAAUAAAAGAGCUUUGUCGGUUUCUGCCUACUGGAGAAGACAGAAUACUUCUAACAAUUCUGCAACAGUAUCAACAGCAGAAAGCAACCCAAGUGCACAAGAAACUGAACCGCAUGAAAUUUCAUCACAGAAUGAAAAUGAACAGACAGAAUUGGAUGAUAGUAUGCCACCACUUUUAAUUGAAGUUGAUCAAGGAGGUUCUUCUUGGGAUAAUCUGAAAGGAAACCGGCUCUUCAAUCCUGCAUACGUAAUUCCCAAAAUUCUUAGCCUUCAGAGCAGCCACAAGAAGCAGUGCACUUUGGGUACAAUCCAAUUCAAAAAAGAAAUCAGAAAUGGCUUACAUUGUAAGUGGUUCAUGGAAUGUGAUGGCUGCAAUCGACAAUAUGAGAUACAGAAUGAAGAAUGUGAUAGCAGUGUAAUGAAUAGUACGGGGGCAUGGGCUGCUGUGUCAUCUGGCAUCGGAUUCACACAAUUAGAAAACAUUCUGAGCAUUUUAAAUGUUCCUUCAAUGUCAAAGAACACUUACAUAAAGAAAGAAGUAGAACUAGAUAAGGUUUGGAGCGAGAACUUGGACCGAACCAUAUCAGAUGCAGGGAAAGAAGAAAGAGCUCUGGCUAUUCAAGAAGGAGAUGUAGACGAAGAUGGCAUUCCAUUUACUACAGUCAUUGUGGACGGUGGAUGGGCCAAGCGUUCUUACGGGCAUAAAUACAACUCUCUUUCAGGAGUGGCAGUGAUCAUAGGCCAAAGAACAGGAAAACUUUUGUUCUUGGGCGUAAAAAAUAAGUAUUGUACCAUCUGUCGUCUUCAUUCGGGAGCAGAUAAAGAACCGAAAAAACAUUUCUGCUACAAAAACUGGAGCCAACAAAAGCCAUCCACAGCGAUGGAGCAAAGUGUUAUUGUAGAAGGUUUUUGUAACAGUAUACAAAUGCAUGGUUUAAAGUACAAAUACUUCGUGGGUGAUGGAGAUUCUAGUGUUUAUGCAAGAAUCAUUCAAAAUGUCCCUUAUGGACGUUUUGUGCACAAACUUGAAUGUGCUAACCAUUGCAUACGCAACUAUACCAGUCACCUGCAUACCUUGGCAAGUGAUAAGAGUUUUGACCCAGAGGCUCGACGGAUGCUCAAAUCAGUCAUUCCAAGGCUAACUUCUGCAGCACGAGGUGCCAUAAGGCACUGUGGGAAAGUGGGUGAGAAAGCUGAAGACCUAAUUAAGGACUUGCGAAAUGGUCCAAAUCAUGUAUUUGGAGACCAUUCUGAGUGCCGACCUUACUUUUGCGAAGGCAAUGAAUCUGAUGGUAAAAGGGUAAAUAUUUUACUCGGAUCUGUAUUGUUUGACCAUAUUCAAGGUCUUUUAGGAAGCCUGGUAGCAAAAGCGCCAAGACUUGUGGAAAAUAAAACAAGCAAUGCAGCUGAAUUUUACAUGAGUCUUGUUGCAAAGUUCAAUGCUGGAAAACGUCUCAACUUUACUCAAAGAGGAUCUUUUCAAAGACGAUGCCACGCCGCGGCUUUAAGAUUUCAGAAAGGCCACGCUUGGGAAAUAAGCCCUUUCAGGAAACUGGCAGGAAGAAGCCCUGGACUGAGUCAUUAUAAGGUUAUCCGAAAGAGACAGCAGACAUUAACACGCCGUAAAUUGCAGUUCCAUGACGCGUUCCCUAAAAAGAAAAGAAGCAAAACUGAUACAACUCAUCCAGCAGACAUCGACUAUGGACCAAGCUCUGAACAAGUAGAAGAUGAUCCGUGUGACGAGAUUUCAGAUGCACAGCUAGCAGAAAAGUGUGAGAACUUUGUUGAAUCUCUGAAUGUGACCUCUGAGCAGCAAGAAGAAAUUGCCAUUCAAACUAAAGAUCAGGUACAAUUUCCCGACGGGCCGUCAAACUUCGCUCACCGGCCGGCACGGCGAAUUGUAAACCUCCAUCGGCUGCGGAGGCUCGUGGCCCUGGUCGGGUGGAGUAGAACCGGCAACACUGCGGCCCUCAGCCGUGUCCUGCGCAUGCGCGGGUAG
Bacillus rossius redtenbacheri is the source of this 2078-nucleotide messenger RNA. RefSeq lists its product as uncharacterized. The record is from RefSeq and is a predicted model, not a curated record. Lineage: Eukaryota; Metazoa; Arthropoda; Insecta; Phasmatodea; Bacillidae. Bases 42 to 2078 code for a protein of 678 amino acids. The transcript is spliced from 5 exons.